Messenger RNA from Glossina fuscipes, 1056 nucleotides. RefSeq names its product vesicle transport through interaction with t-SNAREs homolog 1B (gene Vti1b). Gene Ontology annotation, molecular function: SNARE binding; SNAP receptor activity. The record is from RefSeq and is a predicted model, not a curated record. Gene Ontology annotation, biological process: vesicle fusion with Golgi apparatus; macroautophagy; Golgi to vacuole transport. The transcript is spliced from 3 exons. Bases 271 to 606 code for a protein of 111 amino acids. Gene Ontology annotation, cellular component: endoplasmic reticulum membrane; SNARE complex; Golgi apparatus. Lineage: Eukaryota; Metazoa; Arthropoda; Insecta; Diptera; Glossinidae.
CUGAUUUAUUUAUUGCAUAUGUUUUCAUAAAAGAAAAAUUUUAUUUUUUUAAACAUAUAUUAAUUGUUUUUUUAUAUGCAAUAUUUUUAUCUGACUUUCUUAAUACUCUCUUAUAAGUGAAGUGGUGUUAUUACUAUUGAUCCGCAGCCUCCUACUACUUUGAAAAAGUUUCAAGUAAUUGUUGCGAACAACAGAACGAAGAAGAAACGGGUUUAUUGAUUCAGGUUUCUAUGUUUUAUUGAAUUGAAUGCAUGCAAAGUACAGCCAAAAAUGUCGAACCCAUUUGAUAAUCAAGAACAAUUAAUUACUAAUACGUACGAUGUUUUGAAACGCACUUCAGACAGCAUUCAACGUUCUAAUAUAAUUGCUUAUGAAUCAGAGCAAAUUGGUACCGAGGUCCUUUCAGAAUUAGGAGAACAGCGUGAAUCGCUUUUGCGUUCAACCAGACGUCUUGAACAUGCCGAUAGUGAUUUAUCACAAUCGCGUAAAAUCAUACGUAAAUUAAACCGUGAAGUUCUCUAUAAUAAAGUUAUACUUUCUUCAAUAAUUUUCUUCGAAAUAGUCAUAUUAAUUGGUUUAAUUGUGAUAAAAUUUAUUAAAUUCUGAUAACGCGUUUUUGUUAUAUCAAAAAUUUUGUUCUUAUACGCGUUAAAAAUUGUAUUCAUGAAAUAUAAAACCAAAACCUUCUUUUAAAGUUAUGCAAAAAACAAACUGUUUGUGUACUUUUCAAUUAAUAUGCAUAAAAAUGUGCAAUUUAUGCCUCAGAGGAUUGUGGUAGACUGCGAACACUCGCUUGCUAAAUCAUAGCAAUUUUACUCCUAGUUUUUUCCGCAUAGUUCUCCUUGUUGUAUACGUUUUAAAAUUAGAAAAAGAAUAAUUUAAUUUGAAAAUGUCUGCUUACAUAAAAAUAUUAAAAUUAUAUAUGUUUUAUCAAAAUUAUAAAAGAGUGAAGUUAGUCGACAAGCGUAUACCGCUGAUCUGUAAUAAAUAUAGUAGAUUUAGCUCGAUGGUAAAAAAAGUUCAAGACGCUUAUAUCCCUCACCAAAAUCAAUAUCU